AUGCUGGCAGCCCACCACGACCAAGAGAACUUGUACACCCACCAGGCGGGCGCCUCGAAGCCUCAGCUUCAGGCUAAGACCCCAGGUGCCCGAUUUCCGAAAACCCCGCUCAAAGUUCCGCUGAACGACGAGAAUACUCAUCACGGUUUCGGCGGGAAGAAUGUCUUGAAGGCAAAGGGCAACAAUGAGAAUAUUCUCACCAUCGGGAAGGGCGGUCAUGUCCUCGGAAAAGGAGGAAAGCAGGCCCUGGUGACGCCAGCGGGACCUCGAACUGUCCGGGCUCCUCUGGGUAACAAGACUACUAAUGCAAAGGCGAGAGCUACUCAGCAGACUCCUGCCGGCAAGGUGAUCCUUCGCGACCCCCAGAAGACAGCUCUUAAGCCGACAACAGCCGCCCGUCCGAAGCUUGCUGCCCCCAAGGUUGAAGCUUCAAAGCUCGAGGUGCAUGUUGAUAAGGAUCCCCUCCAAGUUGAGGAAGUCGAAUAUGCACCACCGAAGCCCAAGGAGAUGCCAUAUGAAUCAGAUGUCUUCCCCGAAGGAGUAUUGACCUACGAGGGCUUGAAACCCGGUAGGCUCUUCAAGGGUUAUUAUCAGUAUUAUUUUAAUCCUAUCGGUGAGGAUGGAAAAACGCUCCAGGAGCGGGACCUGGAGGAACAGCAGAAGCAUUGUUUUGAGCGAGGCGAAGAAAACAUCCUAAAGGAUAUGGAGGAACUCGACUGGACCAUUGGCGACCUUCCGGAGAGCAAAGAGGUUUUGAAGAAAAGAACAAAGCGAACUCCUCUUUCGGCGGCAUCGAGACCCUCUGCUAAGGGCCUCCUUUUCUCGAAGAGCAAGCCGAGUACCUCUGCUGCUCCGGCAUCUACCCUCCCCGUCCGCGAGAGGCCAACCGCUAUAGAUGCGUUGCGCGUUUGA
Molecule: messenger RNA, 912 nt
Organism: Thermochaetoides thermophila DSM 1495
Lineage: Eukaryota; Fungi; Ascomycota; Sordariomycetes; Sordariales; Chaetomiaceae
Exons: 2
Coding region: 1-912 (303 amino acids)
Source: RefSeq, a predicted model, not a curated record